GAUCUUGGCUGCGGGGCUUUUUUUGCACUUCAGACAAGCAGGUUGGCCUUUUUUCGUGAAGCCUCGUUCUUGGGCCAUCAGCGGUUGUGGGCCAUCAGCGGCUGCGAGCCAUGGGAUGCGUGUCUUUUGCUCUUCCGUCGCUGACCCUCCUGCUGCGUAUUGUCAGACGCCCGUGCGAGCUAGUGCAACAGUUGUCAUGGCUUGGAGAGAUUAAAUAAAAACGAUUAAUUGAUUAAUUGGCAUCUGGGAAAUUGAAGCUCAUUCUCGACGACCCGUACGACGUCCAGCGCCACCACCACCCGUCGUCUCUCCCGCGUGACAAAACGCUCCUCUUUCUCUCCGUCGUCAUCUCUGUCCUUUACCAGGCUGAUCGCUGAUUCUCCUUCUUCCAAAUAUGCUAUCUAUCGCUUCUUUUCUGCGUGCGUUCUCUCCGGGGCGCUGACUUCGUUUCCCGGGAUAGCGUACUCACUCGAUCGUCUUGGAGAAUUUGGUUCUCACCGUCAUUUCUGCCCCCCUUUUUCUAUUCUUUUCUCUUUUCCUCUAUCUUUUAGUUCCUUGGCAUCUUCUUCGUCCUUUUUUUUUUUAAAAAAAAAACCAUUAUUGAAGGUCCUUGUGUCAGCUUUUUCUGAAAUACCAGCGCGACACUAUGGUGAAUCCUUCAGAAAGCGUAGGAGAGGACUUAGUUACUGGUGGCCAGAAACCGCCCGCCUGGAAGAACCUCUUCGGGAUCGUGUGGAGAAACGCAUCCCGCUCUGCGGAAGAGGAUGCGAAUUAUCGUUCGAAGUCUACCCUAGGUAUCCUGAGUGACAAGGAGACAGAUGAAGUACCAGGAACGAUUCUACUUCUCUCAUCCAACCGCAACGAACCUCUGAGGUUGAGGCACCAAGAGCAACGUACGUCUGCUUCAUCGCUACCAUCUCCAUAUCCCCAUUCCGAACCGGUUCCUUCGAAAAAGAAGGCGCCUGAUGGUCAGAUUGUUCUCGAACCACAACCCGAUGAUUCGCUGAACGAUCCUCUGAACUGGCCUAUGUGGCGACGGGAUGCUGCAUUGCUUUCCCUUGGGUUCUACUGCUUGAUCGGCGGGGGCAUGACGCCAAUUCUCGCGGCAGGAUUCAACAAUGUUGCCGAGACUUAUGGUGUGUCAACGCAGGAUGUCGCAUAUACAACCGGGUUGUACAUGCUUGGGCUUGGCGUGGGCUCCGUCAUCAUGUCUCCUACAGCUAUUCUAUACGGAAAGCGUCCGGUCUAUCUCCUUGGUGCUACUCUCUGUAUUGUCUCUGCCGUUUGGUGUGCUCUCUCUCCAAACUACCCUAGCCUGGUCUUGGCCCGCAUCUUCCAGGGAAUUGCAGUCAGUCCGGUGGAAUGUCUUCCCUCUGCCACGAUAGCCGAAAUUUACUUCCUACAUGAGCGAGCGUACCGGGUCGGUGUCUACACGCUUCUCCUUCUAGGGGGUAAGAACCUGAUUCCACUGGUGAGUGCUGCCAUCAUCAACAGCUUGAACUGGCGCUGGGUUUUCUGGGUCGUUGCAAUGGUGGUCGGAGGUGGUCUUGUUUUACUUUUCUUGUUCGUGCCCGAGACCUUCUGGGACCGAACGCCUCGUCCACGUCAGUCACACAAGCGCCCGCGUUUACCACGCAGCGUGUCGGAUUUGGUGACUAGCGGUUUUCGCGGUCGUCCACCCCAUGCCAAGCGUCUGGAAGGCGAAGAUGGAGACGGAGACGGGGACGAGCCGAAAGUACUCCCUGCAGCACCGCCAAAGAAGCGCAAGGAGGCCCAUGUUGGGUUCGUCGAUGAGCCUGGCGUUGAGAAGGAGACCCAGGUAGGAUCAGAGAAAGUCGAAGCGUCUGCGGAAAUUCAUGCGGCCGGAGAUGAAGGCGCGGCGGAUAUGCGCUGCGCUAUGUUGGAGAAACCUGACCUGGUGGCCUAUGUGCCAUGUUCAACUGCCAUCACGGAGCAGUCUCGACAAACCGAAGGCACUGCGGCAGAUCUCGAAGCUGCCAAGAGGAUGGCAGCAUCCCCAGCUCGUAGCGACUCAACGAGCCGUUCACGAUCUAUCAGUAUGGCAAUGCGCUACACAAACCGACUCCGCGAGCAGCCUCGUAUCCCGUACUUGCAGACGCUCAAGCUGUGGAAUGGACGGAUUGCACAUGACAGCUGGCUGCGGGUUGCAUUCCGGCCGUUCAUUCUGUACGCCUACCCAUCGGUGCUGUGGUCAUCGGUGGUCUACUCUCUGUCGAUCGGCUGGCUGAUUGUGCUCUCGGAAGUCGUGGCCCACGUGUACCAGAGCCGGGAUAGCUACAAUUUCAGCUCGAUACAGACGGGGUUAAUCUACAUCUCACCAUUUGUCGGGGCGCUUCUGGGCACGGGGGUGGCGGGAAAAGUGUCUGACAUCAUUGUGCGGUUCAUGGCGCGUCGGAACGGGGGCAUCUACGAGCCAGAGUUCCGGCUAGUAAUGGCGAUCCCCAUCGCAGUGUCAACGACGAUAGGAAUGAUGGGAUUUGGAUGGAGCGCACAGAUCAAUGAUUCAUGGAUUGUGCCAACGAUAUUCUUCGGGGUGGUAUCAUUCGGUUGUUCUCUGGGCAGCACGACGUCUAUUACAUUCUGCGUGGACAGCUACCGGCAGUACGCAGGGGAGGCGCUGGUGACGUUGAAUUUCAGCAAGAAUGUCUUCCACGGGUUGGUUUUCUCGCUGUUCAUUGUGGACUGGGUGGACGCGGACGGGGCGCGGACGGUCUUUCUGGUGCUAGGGGGGAUCCAGCUGGCAUGUCUCCUGUUCACGAUUCCGAUGUAUAUGUACGGCAAACGGGCGCGGAUGUGGACGGUGCGAAGGCGACUGAUGGAGAGGUUUUGAGGGUUUGGAGAGCCGUUGGAACGGUCACAUGAUGCUGUGGAAAUACUGAUAUUGGCAAGUAGAGUAAAUGCCACGGAAUGGACAUGAACAUGAC
Molecule: messenger RNA, 2945 nt
Organism: Monascus purpureus
Lineage: Eukaryota; Fungi; Ascomycota; Eurotiomycetes; Eurotiales; Aspergillaceae
Source: the annotation of a GenBank genome assembly